AUGGGAACUGCCAACUGUUCUGAUUUGCGUACUUUAGAGUUAACCCCUACAACCUUUUUAACAAAUUCUGACCGUGGUAGGGAAAAGAUAAAUGGAAAAGUGAAUAGUGUGGACCGAUGA
Messenger RNA from Entrophospora sp. SA101, 120 nucleotides. The record is from the annotation of a GenBank genome assembly. NCBI's taxonomy places the organism in Eukaryota, Fungi, Glomeromycota, Glomeromycetes, Entrophosporales, Entrophosporaceae.